This is a messenger RNA of Apodemus sylvaticus (European woodmouse), 15224 nucleotides long. RefSeq names its product ligand dependent nuclear receptor corepressor (gene Lcor). Lineage: Eukaryota; Metazoa; Chordata; Mammalia; Rodentia; Muridae. The transcript has 8 exons. The record is from RefSeq and is a predicted model, not a curated record. Gene Ontology annotation, molecular function: DNA binding. Bases 229 to 5595 code for a protein of 1788 amino acids.
CAUUGUGGAUGCCGGGCCCGCCGCCGCCGCCAGCGCGCCGGGACGCACGGGGUCGCCCCCACCUGCCCUCGUCCCGUGCCCCUCCCCCACGCCGGUGGCGCGUCCCCGGGCCCGCGGGCACGCGCGGCGGCGCUCGGGCGUGUGCGAGGCGUGAGGUGGAGAUGGGGGCGGAGGGAGCCGGAGCUGUCACAGGCCCCGCGUCCGCCUGAGCGAGCCAAGUGGGGUGUCAUGGCCGCGGGGGGCAGCGGCUGCACUUCCUCUGCUGGCAGCGGCGGCUGGGGAGUUAGUCCUCGACGCACGGGUCGGUCCCGUUUCCCUCUGUGUGGCGGCCGGCGGGACCAUAAGGGCUUAAGUCACAUAUUUAACCCCCCUCCAAAAAGAUUUGAAAGUAUUCUUGAAGGGCUGUUUGGACCUGCAUUAUUAAAAGAUCUCAGUUUAUUUAAAGAGUGUGAACCUGAAAGCAUUUCUGAUUGGGCUUUUGAUGAAAAUUGUCUGUUCUGUUGCUUGAGAAGACAUAAAGUAAAGGGACAUUUAGUCGGUCUGGAUGAGCCAGCUUCCGGAGCUGGGCAAGAAGCUUUGCUUAAACAAGAGCACGCAAAAAUCACUCGACUCCAGAAACAAGCAGAAGAGUUCCUCAAUGCAGUCUUUUAUAGAAAAGACAGUCCCUGGGUCUCCGACCCCAAUAUUCCCCUAGUGGCCCGUGAGAUCAUGCAGCGAAUGAUCCAACAAUUUGCUGCUGAAUAUACCUCAAAAAAUAGCUCUACUCAGGACCCCAGCCAGCCCAAUAGCACAAAGAACCAAAGCCUGCCGAAAGCAUCUCCAGUCACCACCUCUCCCACGGCUGCAACUACUCAGAACCCCGUGCUCAGCAAACUGCUCAUGGCUGACCAAGACUCACCUCUGGACCUUACUGUCAGAAAGUCUCAGUCAGAACCUAGCGAACAAGACGGUGUACUUGAUUUAUCUACUAAGAAAAGUCCAUGUGCUAGCAGCACUUCCCUGAGCCAUUCUCCAGGCUGCUCCAGUACUCAAGGGAACGGAGAGAAUUCAACAGAGGCACCCGCAGUUGAUUCUAACCAUCAGUCAAAGUCUCCAUUGGAGAAGUUUAUGGUCAAGCUGUGCACUCAUCAUCAGAAGCAAUUCAUCCGGGUCCUGAGCGACCUGUACACCGAAUCUGAGCCAGGCUCUGAGGACCUGCAGCGUUUGGACCCCACAGUGAUGGAUGUCUCCGCCUGCGAUUCAGGUUGUGCCCAGCUGAACAGCAGUGACAAUGAAAAGGGUGACUGUCUUGAGGGAAGCUCUCCUGCCUCUGUGAAGCUGUUCUUAGACUCCUCCGGUUCUCCCAGCUCCCUGAAUGUGACUGAAGAAACCAUGAAGGAACCACCUCCUGAAACAGACUCUGGAGAUGGGAGAGACAAUGCCCUGAGCACUGUCCAGAAAGAUUCCUCUGACCUUCCAGACGCUCCGCAUAACCCCACAGGCUCUGCAGACGACAGUUCCACCCUGGGGGGCCUCAGUACAUUGGACUCUCCCUCUUCGAACUCCCCCCACAGGUCUAAAAGCUUAGAGAGGCAAACCACUGGCCAGGAGCAAGACACAAACAUGCAGCCCUGUGAGGAUGCUGAAGACAGUGCCCCGGCGUCAGCCCAAAGCCUGGCUGCAGCAGAAGUGGCAGCUGAGAACACGGAAGAGGGUGGCAGCUGUGCUGUUGCUCAGAGCAACUCAUUCCAAGCUUUAUCAGAAGAGACGUGGGACUCAGGGCUCGUGGGAAACCCAUCUAGUACUGCAGACAAAGAGAAUGCUUUACAGUGUAGCUCAAAAUCACCCUUACACCGGGAGUUAGAGACGGAUGAGCAAGAUGCAAGGCCAGAGCACGAGAACCAUCUCCACUCACUAGGUAGAAACAAGGCGGGUUUCCAGGCAGAUCCCAGAGACAUGGGCCAUUUUGAUCAUUCCAAAGGCGGUUGGUUAGCUCCCAGCCCCACGCCAACUGUACACAGAGCAUCCAAUGGUCACCCACAAACCAAGAUGAUACCGGCCUCCAUCAAGACUGCUCGGAAAAGUAAGAGGGCAUCAGGAUUGAGGAUAAACGAUUAUGACAACCAGUGCGAUGUUGUUUAUAUCAGUCAACCAAUAACAGAGUGCCACUUUGAGAGUCAAAGGUCCAUACUGUCUUCUCGGAAAACAGCCCGAAAGAGUACCCGGGGAUACUUCUUCAAUGGUGAUUGCUGUGAGCUGCCAACGGUUCGCACACUGGCCAGAAAUUUAUGCUCCCAAGAAAAAGGAAGCUGCUCACCAAUAGCAUCAGAGGCAGUGGUGACUCCCAAGCAGACUCUUACAGUUCCCACCUCAAAGCACAUAGUAGGUGUGCAGCUUCCCGCAGUAGGCGUACAGCUUCCCACAUUAGAUGUCCAGCUUCCCACAGUAGGUGUACAACUUCCUACAGCGGAUGUGCAGCUUCCCACAGUAGGUGCACAACUUCCUACAGCAGAUGUGCAGCUUCCCACAGCAGGUGUACAACUUCCUACAGCGGAUGUGCAGCUUCCCACAGUAGGUGCACAACUUCCUACAGCAGAUGUGCAGCUUCCCACAGUGGAUGUGCAAAUUUCCACAGUUGAUGUACAGCUUCCCACAGUAGGUGAGCAGCUUCUGGAAGAAGAUACCUGUGACGAUCCUAGGAAAGAAAGAGCCUCCCCUGAGGAAGGGGGUGAAGACUCAUCAUCAGCAAAAGAGCAUCAGGAGCCAGAAGUUUGCCUCACCGUGAGUGAACAGGACCCUAGUAGCUUCCCUAGUCCAGGAGAGGCCACAGCCUCUAGCCCAGCAUGUCUUCUGCCUGCUCUCCUUCCCAGUGAGGGUGUGUCUGAUGUGCCAGAAAGCAGCAGUGUGGCCUCGCCUCCCACAGAACGUGUACUGUCUUUCUAUGAACAAGACCAGCCACCGGCCUCCCUGCUAGGUCCAGAGGAAAUGCAGGCACAGGAGUGCCACUUGGAUGUGACAACUGGAAGCCUCCCGGUCGCCUCCCGGGAGGACAGUGAAGACCUCCUGUGUCAACCUCAGCCUUCUCCUGAACCAGUCAUCAGAGAGGAGAGUUCUCCAUGCUCAGAAGAUGAAAGUCCUGCUGUGACUUUAGAUUCUCCCCUAGGGCUAGAACUGUCUGAGCAUGGCCAAAGCACGAGCACUGAGACUGAGACCGGAGACAUCCCUGGGGAGACACUGCUGCUAGAUGGCUCCCUGCCCCUACUGGAGAGCAGCAUUGUCACCGAUGAACACCCAAGCCAGAAGGAAGGAGGUGAGCCUGCGAGUGGAACGGGACACCUGGAGGCGCAUGACAAUGACACAAAAUACUCAGCAGAAAAUGAUCCCAGUGAGCCAAACUCCGACUCACCUGAAGAGAAUGUGGAUAAGAAGAAAAAGGCUAAAAAGUUCCCCGAGGCCUCUGAUAGGUGCCUAAGAAGUCAGAUUGUAGAUUCUUCCUCUGCUGACAGGAACCCAGGAAGCCAGGAUUUGGAUUCUUCCCCUGCUUGUUCUGAGAUCAAGGUUUCUAAAAAUCCUGCUGUAAAGCAUUCUAAAAGAGAAGGGGACUCGGGUGGGGUGACUUCCGAGGGCCCAGUGAUGGACAGUCUGGAGGACACUGAAGACCCUGGUGUCAGUGAACACUCCUCUGAUGAAGAGACCACGCAGGGCGCUGAAGGAGUUGGCAUCAUUACAAGGCAGACUGUUAAAAACAUGCUGGCAGUGGAAGUUAAAAGGGAAGAGGGAGGGACUUCCCCAAACAGUGACCCAACCGCUGCUGGCCAGCCAUUGCCUGGAGACAACCUGGAAACCCAUGUCUGCUCCAAGAUAGAUGAGAGAGAUGCCCAUGUGCCCUCAGAAAACAUUCCUUGCAAGAGGGACCCAGAGCAGGUAAAGGAGAACCCGGGACACAGUGCCACACGGGACACAGAGGCCGCUGUGAGUGAGGUAGACACGGAAGACAGCCACCACAGAGAUGAUGCGGGCCUGGCUCCGUGGACCUCAGCUCGGGUGUCAGCCAGUCAGGGCGGUGGCACUGCUGGACCACCAAAAUCGGUAACAAGGCCUAAGAGACUGCCUCCUGCCUACAACCUGAGACAUGCCUUGAACACUACGAAAAUGACUUCGGAAAAGCAGGUCACACCGGUAAACCCAGCACCAAAGGAAAGUGGGGCUUCUGAGAGUGCAGAGCCCUUCGAUGAGGAAGAUGAGGACACGGAGGUGGAGGAGCAGCCCAAGUUCGUGGGCUGGUGUGCAGAAGAGGAGAACCAGGAGCUUAUCGCCAACUUCAACGCCCACUACCUGAGGGUCCAGAAGGGCUGGAUCCAGCUGGAGAAGGAAGCACAACCCACAGCCAGAGCCAGGAGCAAGUCGGACAAGCUGAAGGAGAUCUGGAAGAGCAAGAAGAGGUCGCGGAAGGGUAGGGGUUCACUGGAGGUGCAAAAAUUUUCUCCUGUUCAGAUGCUGUUUAUGACAAACUUUAAGCUGUCUAACAUCUGUAAGUGGUUCUUAGAGACAACAGAAACUCGGUCUCUGGUCAUCGUGAAGAAACUGAAUACUCGUCUUCCAGGAGACAUCCCGCUUGUUAAACACCCUCUUCAGAAGUACCCCCCUUCCACCAUGUACCCUAGCUCACUGCAGGCAGAACGCUUGAAAAAACACUUAAAGAAAUUCCCCGGAGCCAUUCCUGCUAGGAAUAAUUGGAAGACACAGAAGCUAUGGGCUAAACUACGAGAGAAUCCUGACCAGGUAGAGCCAGAGGCUGGCAGCGACAUCAGCCUUGGCCCUAACAGUGAGGACAGUGUGGAGGAAGUCAGAGAAGGUAGACAUAGCCAUCCCCCCACCAACUUGCCUACUCCAGCCAGCACCCGGAUCCUUAGAAAGUAUUCCAAUAUUCGAGGAAAGCUCAGAGCCCAGCGCCUGGACAGCUCACUGGGUGGGGCUUCUGAAACUAAGCAGGGCCGCAAGAGCGUGUGCAUCAACCCGCUAAUGUCCCCAAAGCUCGCCCUCCGGGUGGGUGCAGAUGGCUUUCCCGUCAACGCCAAGAGAGCUGAAAGAAACAAGGGGCGAAGAGGGAAGCCGAUGCCCGGAACUUUGCUUAAAGUGGACGGUCAGAACAAGCGCAAGAGAGCAGAAGGCUCCGGUUCUCAAGACGGGAAGGACACGGGGCCGGCAACAAAAGCCAGCAGAGGCCUUUCUGCCAAGAAGCUAGCUGCAAAGGACAGAGCCAACCAGCUAUCCAAGAAGAUGACCUUGAAAGAGAAUAAAGUGAGAGUCUGUAGAAAGGGUCCUGGGAGGAGCUGCCCACCAUCCAGGAAAGAAAAAGAGAAUGCAAACAGAAGACCUGGCCAUCCGGCCUCGGCCUCCGAAGCGCUGACAAAGUCCUCAAAACAAAGGGGCGCAAGAGAAGCCUCUUCCAAGGCCCCAAAAGUCAGGAGGAGAAACCGGAAGCUGAGCAGUGGUAGGGGCCGGGCCAGACCCUUGGCUAAAAGCCCAGAGAACCGGACUGCCACGAGGAAAAGAAAGCUCAAGGCCAAGCUGGAUUCUUCCCAGGGCAAACGCAGGCGGUUAGAAGCCAAGUAAAGCCGGAGAGCCGCUGAGAGGAUCGGCCCGUGAAGCAUCCUUUCGUUUUGCAUUAACAGAUUCUGUUUUUAUAAGCUUGUCAAGCCUUUCACGGUGUAGUUACAGGGAACGCCAGUUUGAGAUGUCAGAAAAUGCAUCUUAGCUGGAGAAGGGAACUUGUAGAGUUCUUCUCUGGGGCUAAGGAAAGUUGUAAGGUAUUUUCUGGUUGUUCCUUGGGUUUUAAAACUUGGAACCAAGCAGUUUUUGUUUUAAGAAGUACAGUGCCUUAUUUAUCCUUUUUGUUUAAAAAUUUACAAAAGCUAAGAAGCUGAUGUAUGUGACUAAAGGCUUGUAUUUUAUACUUGACGCACAAGCACUUGUUCUGUCACUGAGGAGGCCUCCGCCACACGUGCACGAGCGCGAGCGUCAUCAGCGGCCUGUGCGCCCCGGGCAGGUGCACCUUGCAGGCCGCAGCACAACUCCCUCUCUGUCUUGUUUGGUUUUUAUUUGAUUGAUAUUUGAAAGCUGAACCAAAUCAUUUCUAUGGUAUGUGGAGAAUGCAGGGGAUUUAUAAUUAUUAUAAAAGAUUAAUAUUUCUGUUACUUUCCUUCCAAAACUCAUAUUGUUGAUUGAUCACCCCUUUAUCUUUUUAUUUUUUUUAAUCAUUUUAGAUCAUGUUCUCAAAUUUGUGUGCCCAUGGGACAAAGAUGUGCUACACUUUCUUUUGUUGUUUUUUGUUUUGUUUUGUUUUGUUUUGUUUUUUGCCUCCAAACUAUGCUACUAUUAACAUGCUGGUCAUUUGACCAUUAGGAUGAGUGACUCUUGUUUUCAUUCUUACACAAAGUAUUUCCCUGGCAUCAGAAGCCGAGAUGUUCUUUGUGGCAGUGGAAGAGCUUAGCUGCGUGCGCGUGCAUGUUACGUGCGUGUGGUUGCCACCCACAGGUGUCUUCUGGUACUAGUUACACAGCAAAAUCCCUCCUUCCCCACGCAGUGUAUCUGUGAGCUGAGUGGUUAGCAAUGGCUGGAAUGUUUGAAAGAAUUCAGUCUCCACAUUUCUAAUCAGACUUCCACAUCAGACUUGGAGAGGUGUGAGCAGUGGCCCUGAGAGACCAGGCGCGAGGCAGCUGAAAGGAGCUGCCCAGGGUCUUAGCGGAGCCACAUCCUCACCCCCAGGUGAGUGAAGCUCCUGGGACUCCCUGAUGUGAGCGUCUUUGCCUGGAGUAGGUGUCUUUUCAAACUGAUAGUCCCGUUCUUGUGGCUAAACACGUGCAGCGUCGCCCUCCCCCACCACGUCAUUCUGUCCCAUGGCUCAGAAAUGAGAAACGCAAUAAUUGGAAGUGAUGUUUGCCUUUCCUUGGUGGAGCCUGACAUGGCCCCGUUGGCUUUACGUGGCGCCUACAGCAUCGCUCCAUUGUAACAGUGUGUACUUGACAUUUCCAUUGGGCCAGUCAGCAAACCCUGGGUGGCCAAGGCCUCCGUCCGCCUUGGCUUUGCCAUGCUCUGUCACCAAAACAGGCUCGCAUGGACAGCUGCUGCCCUGUUCUUCUGAUUAAGUUUCUACCUAAGUUGUUUCAGAUCUUUUUAGAUCAACCCAGAUGGGCUUCUUUUAUAUGCAAAUCAUGAUAAAACUGGCCUUCUACCUAUCUUGCUAUUGUUAAAGGUUUGCUGCAGAUAAUGGAAACUUCUGAUAAUCUGAUAAGACUGGAGCAUUUGAUUCAUGAGAAGGUGAGAAUUGUGCUGAAUUUCACAGAUAAUGAAAGUCAUCAGUUUCUUUCCUUUAUUUUUUGUCACCUCUGUCCCAUAAGCCUCCCCCCUUUCCCCAGUCCCUGUUUUUAUUAUGAUUAUUAUUAUUAUUAUUGUCUUUGGCCUUGACCACUCACAAGCUACCUAUCAUAAUGAGACUGCUGAGUGUAUGCUGGCAACUCUCAGCAUUAGGUUGCACGGAAGCAUUAAUAUGUUUUGAAUAGGUUCUUUUAAUCUUAAAAGAUGGUUUUAAGGCUUAAAAGAAUUUUGCUACAGUUGUCACUGGAUUUUGUCAUGGUGGUGACUUACACAGCUGAGGCUUGCUAAUGUCAGGUGUGCCGACGCCUGUAUAUGAGGAGCCCUUGGCUACCUGGAGAUUUCCUUAUAAGGUGCUUGGGUUAGGUUGGGUGGGUGGGAUGCUUCCAGUUCCCGCCACUUUAUAAUUCAUUCCAUUAUGUUUCUGAUGGUGUUGUUUUCGGUUUUAAAAGUUCACUUUGAGAAAGGCUGCAUUUGAAAAAGCAGUGUGGAAGUGUUUAUCGUAUAACCACCUAAGGAUGAUGUCAGCAUUCUGAAAAUCAGCUUAUAUUUGAUAAUAGUAACUGCAUUUAUUUAUAUUUAUACUUUCUACAAAAUUAUCACAUUCAAGUGAAGUAAUCUCAUUUUUGGUUAAUUUUGUUAAUAGAAGAAAGGAAACAAAAGCAAAACUUUUGUAGCUCUAGGCUUUUCUAUGCCCAGAGCAUGCUGGGAUAUUAUCUCCUCAGCAUCUCCAGGUUUGGCCCUCGCUGCAGUCUCUUUAUGUUCCUCCCUUCCUAUAGUCAUUUUCAGAUAUGACCUGCCACCACAUGCAGUGCACUCUGCCCCACAGUUUUGAUGCUAAGGCGGAAAGGCGUUCUGCUUCUGACCGUCCCUGCACUCAGUAAAGUGGCUGUCAUAGGUGGAGCUGGAGCUGAUGCUAGGGGACUCGUUCCUUCUGUCAGGAGCUGGAAGAUGUCCCAGAAGCUAUCCGAGCAGCUCUGCGUAGCUUCCCUAGAGCACGGCCUUCUUUGGAGAUCAUUUUCUUAUUGGGCUCCCAGGAUGGUCCUGCUCUCUUGAUGGGGGUUCGGAAUUUUAUUCUGACACUUCCUCAGAUAUGUUACAGUCUUUCAGUGCAUUGGGAAGGCCCCAAACCUUGCUCUGUUCUGGGAACCUCCUGCAUAGGAGUGUUGCCUGAGUCUGUUGAUCCACAGUUGAUAGUCCCUGGGAUUCCCUGGCUCUUGCUGGUUUUGUUUUGGGGGUGGGGGGGAGAAAGGCUCUUAAUUGAAGAUUUUCCACUGCCCUUUCUAAACCACAGCUGAGCUGUGGGGUUUGCACCUCAUCAUUCUGUAAUGGCUUAGAGAGAAGAGUUACUUAUCCCUUUCCCCGGGGACCCAGUGCAUCACCCAGCACAGGUGAAUUUCUCACCAUGCACCUAAGUCAUCAGCAAGUAUCACUGCAGGACAGAUGCUAAGCCAAGAAGCCUGUUUGCAGCCUUGGGAUGGCCUCCGUGGUGAGGGCACAGCUACCACUCACUGAUUGGUGGACCUAAGAGGCCCGUAGGAAAUGACACAGUGCUGUGUGAUGCAAACCGGGGGUGCUCCGGUGUUGCCAUCAGCAAGUCUGCCUGCCAUAGACUGAAUAAUCCAAAGAGCUGCCUAGUCACCAGGGAGCCACCGCCAUCCCCGAGGCCUCACAUAGGCCAGCUCAGGCCUCCUCUUAGCUUAAACGAGCAGUCACAGACAAGCAAACUGGGCUGGCUACUCCUGUAUAAAUCAAGUUUUGUCAGCACAUGCCGUUUUUGCUUACUGAUUGUCCAUGAAGUAGACUAAACGCUUGGCGAAGUGGCCAUGAAAAUCCACACAGCCUAACAUAGCUAAAUUUACAUCUUUGAACAAACCUGCUGACCCUGCUUGAGGAAAUAACCGUUUUUUAGGGAUAUCUCCAUUCCUCUCCUGUCCCCACCCCAUCUCAGCUCUGUCCUGUGCACACAUUUGUGUGCUCUUGCUGUAAGAGAGGCAUGUCAUUGAGACAGCUCCCGAGUAAGCUCUGAGCAAUAAGUGCAUCUCCUUUUAAAUCCUUUACCCCAGCCCCACCAUGAGGGCACCACGGCCUCCUGACCCCUGAGCAAGGUGUCUUUGGAUUUCUAAAAUUCGGUGGCCUGGCCCCUGUUCCACCCCCAUAGUUUAUAAUCAUAGAACUGCCUCUGGCUUUACUUGUUUAUUAAAAUAAGCCAAGACUCUCUCUACCGAGAUUAGCUAGGGGUACUUCUGGUGGACAUUUAGUUUUGGGAAAGCCACACAGCCCAGAAACAAAAGCACCGUUUCUGUGUUACCGUUUGUCUGUUUUCAGUCACACACUUUCAAAGGAAUUUUAUUAAAAUCAAGCUAACAAUAAAAUGGUAGUUUUUGAACUGCUAUAGAAAAGAAUGAAAAACAAGUCAAACCUGAGUAUAACUAGGGAGUUAGAGAGUAUAUUUGUAUAUCAGUCAACUUUCAGGGUGUGAGUCCUCCCCUGACCCCAAACUCAGAUAUAAAUUUCUAUUCUGCAUUCCAGAAUGAGGUUGAGUGUCAUGUCAAAACUUUUCAAAAUGGGGCCCUUGUCCCCUAAUUAGUGGACAGUGCUGAAGACUGAACUCUGGGCCUGAUGUAAGUGAGGCAGACAUUCUACCACUGAACUAUGUCCCCUGCUCAAAUUAUUUUGAAUUCUUUCCUAUUGUUCUGUAUCUUCUAAUGACUGGUUAUCCACUGAAAUGUUGGAAUCCCUGAAAUAUGAAGUGUCUACACCCAAAGCAGUUCCCUUAUCCACCCAGCAGGUACUUCUCCCUAUAUCCUUCAAGGAAAAGAUAUUUUUUAAAACUUAACACAGCAGAGCUAGGGAACUAACUCUCAUACAGGGGCUGCAUCCACUCAUACAAGGGAUGCAUUUGCAAGGCUAGUCACCCUGUAGCCCCCACUGUUCUGCCCCCAAGGGACCACUGAUGACAGUGUGCAAGGCCGUUCUCACACAUGCCUUUGUCUUUGGGUUUGAGCCAGCGGUGGUCAGUUCCUGGCGUUACCUUCUCCCUGCCCAGUUGUCCUUUCUCGGGCUUUUGCUGUGUUGGUCUCAGCCUGUCACCUAGCCUGCAGAUUGGCAGCUGCACAGGCACGUGACAAGGAGACCCUGAAGCUUUCACACCCGAUAGGCCCGCCCUGUCUGAUAGAGGUGCAGUUGUGAGCUUCCUGAAAGCGUAGACCACCUGCCUGAAACAGCGGCCCAGUGCCCGCGGUACGAGAAUACACUGGAGGAUGGACGAGCGGCUCUUCACUCUUUGAACUGGAUAAGCAGAAGUAACAGAACCCCUGACAGACAAUGGCCCAUACUGCCUAGAAUACUCACUGCCUGACCCUUAGGUCAGCGUACUGAUCUUCACAAAAGCCGAUAUGAAGUUGUGUGGACUGUCAGGCACACUUUCUUUUUUCCACAUAGGCCAGCAUUGCAACAGUCCUUUUGGGUUUGUGGUAUCUCCUGUGUCAGUCUCAGCACACAGUAGCCAUUGUCCAUCAUUCCUAGUAGCACUUGUAAGGAAGGAAAAGAUUGUCCUUGCUCAUUAGAUACUUGCUGAUGAGUUACAGAUAGCCCACGUCGGCUAGGGUAUCAUUGAAAGUGUAGUUUUGUAACCUAAGAAUGCAAUCAAUCGUCUUACGCAGCACCGUGAACUGGGCUGAUAGAGACAUUCCACCAGCAGUGUUUGACAGACACAGGCUGACCUCCAGUGAUGGAGCAGCCUACAGCAGUGCCUCUCUCAAAGCACAGGAACUGGUAGUGUUUCACACUAACAGCCCCCUGCUCUCUCCUGUAUAGACGGUGUGUGCAGGUUUCCGGUUCUCAGAUUUGGUCAGUGUCUGUGGACUAGAGUGACUGGCCUUUGUGUGUUCGAACCCUGAGUCCAGGCCAUGCUUCUUUUCUCAUGGAUGCUGUGUUGUCCGUGCGCCAGCAUCUUCAGGCCCAGCAAGUCCAGGGCCCUCUAGGCUGCCAGGGAAGCCCAGGCUUGUUCAGGCCUGAAGCAGCUCCUCCUCUGGGGAGCUGUUCUUGGUACAUUGCCUUCUCCCCUCCUGCCUAUGCCACUGGCCCCCUUCCAGGUGGCAUCUUCUCUGGGACACCCCCUCCCCCCAAAGUGCUUCGCUGAACAUAUCAUGAGAAGAAUCUCUCUCCUCCCUCAUCACUAGAUUCUCACCGCGUUUAGUGGUCGCUCACCUCUUGCCCACUCCGGUUGGAACCAGAUGAACAUCUCAUGCCCUGUCGUAGUUAGAGCUGUCUGUUGUGCUUGGAAGCACUUGUGAUAAAGAUGACUACACAAAUACAAUUUGCAUAAUUUUGUAUAUUUAUACCACAGGUAGGGAUUACUGCUAGAGCCACCGUAUCUUAGGGUAAUUGAUUUCACUUGUGGCUUCUGCAUUCUGAGUAGUUCUAGGAGACUGUAUUAGUGAUUGGUUUCAAAUAUAUAGAGUACGUAUUUAUACACACCACUGCGGAGUUUAUUUUAACUGUGUAAAUAGUGGUAUUUUCCUGUUCAGAUGCUUCUAUACAAAGUAUUUAUUUUAACAAAAGUAGUUAGCUGUCAAAAGGGCUUUCCAAACCUGUCCUUGCCAUCUCUUCUCCCAGCUCCCAUGCUCAGCCAUCAGAUGCCUAAACAUCACAGUAAAGGCGGGGCCUGUCACCUUAAAACCCUUGCUGUAUUUGGGUAGACACAACUCGGAUUGGGAACCCUACUGCUGCCCCAGAUUCUCCAUUCCAGACCAAAGUGGAGCUCGGAGAGGUGUGGCUUGGCUCAGCCUAGCAUCCUGGUGUCCCGCAUAGCCACUUACCUAUGCACCAUUGAUGUAGCCAGCCGUUCUCUUCCGUGGUCUGCACGUGGAAGUGACCUUGGUUGUAGUCCUGUGGCAAGCAGCCUUAUGCCUGUGCAAUGAGGAGAAACCACAGUGGUUGCCAGUGUGAGCUUCGCAUCUGGCUCUCGGGAUUUAUGAGAGUCACUCUUUGACACACCCGGAGGAGACACACCUGUCACCUUCUGCACAUAUACAAACCUUGGGAACACCUUGGCUCUCCCCCUCUCCCCUUCUCAUCCAGCAUCUGUGCAGAUGUGGCCCCUCCCACCCAUCUGUAUCCCGGGGCUCUAACAUGCGGUCAGCUUCCCUUCUCAGGAGUCCCAGUCGCAAACCAGAGCACCCUCGAUGGCGUGGGACCAAUGCUCUAUGGUCAUGUGUGGCCCUUUUCCCUGUGCUUCAUCCAUGGGCAUCCCAUCGGUCACUGUGUCACUUGGCUGGGAUGGCUGGGUUGGCCUGCAGCUCCAGGACUCUUGGGUACUUGGAGAGCAAGUAUGUAGGGAUCACUGUCAUCUAUUUGAACUGUAGUCUGCAUAUCUCCUCAUGGGCUCCCUUUGUCUUUUCUGAACAAGGGAGGCACGUGCGUGGUAACGCUGGAGAACGUCUUCUAAGAUGCUUGCUCGUUAGCAAGUCUGCUUCUGAGAUGAAAUGUGAAUGGGUAACUGGGUGCCAGGGAGUUUAGCACUGAACUAGACAGUCAAGACGUUUUAACCUUUGCAGAAAGUAGAUCCUGUUCUCACCUAAAUGUUCACAAGAUGUAAUGCUGUAAAUAGUUUUCUAAAAAAUAUUUAUUACAUGUUCUGUAUACAGACUCACAUUCUGAGUGAUGUUGGUUUGCAUUGUAUUGUAGAAGAUUAUAUUUUGAUAGUGGACUUCUUUCAUAACACAGCUCACUCAUGGAGAAAGAAGCAAACCCAGCAGGUUGAGAGCUGUGUGGGGCUUUGCUCUGUAAUGGACCACCCAAUCCCAGCUUUAGCCCCCUUCUCCCCCAGUGUGUUAUAUAUAUUACAUGAUACAGGUGUACAGUACAGGUCAGUGCUCGGGUCUGCAGAGCACAUUUCCAGGUGUUCUUUCUGAUGUGUUCCCAUAGCAAUAUGACCCCAGGUGCCGACCAGUCCUGUUGUCUCAGAGGAUCGGGUUGGGGACAGCUCUUGCGAUGCCUCUUGCCUUUCCUAAGAGGCUGCUUUACUUGAACUGAUGCUUCUGUUUCUUGUGCAUGCUCCCAUGUCACAAAACUGUAGCAGUGUGUGGGGGUUCUCCCAGCCCCAGACACAGCAAAAGCGGACAUGCCAAUCAAAGGUUAGUGAUUCCCCAGGAAUUUUACUUCCCAGAACAGAUGAGGCAAAGCUCAAUUGGCCAUAGGAUAAAUGUAAGGAAUUUUUACCAGAGAAAUGUAUGUGGCCUAUUAUAUUCCUCCCUCCACCCCGCCCCCGCCCUGUCUGACUCACUUUGGAAGCCAGCCUAUGUCCUGCCUUCUCCUUCUAUGCCUAGGCUCGAGAUGUCCACGGCCCCUAGAGUCUGGCUAGGUUCUUAAUGUGCCCAACCCUUGUUGAGCAGCCUUCCCUUGUGACCGUCCUACGCUUACUGAAAAGGAAUGCCCACACCCUGAUGCCCAUUGUUAGAAGUGAUGUAGUUUUUUAGGCUUUUGGAAUAUGUGGGGGUUUUGUAUUUCUGAUGAUGUUUGGGAUUUUUCACUAGUGUUUUUUAGAUUGAAGUGGGUGCGUUAUGGUAAACUUUCCACUGCUGAGCCCAAAAGCGUGCAGAGGAGAGAACUUGCCCUGCAUUGUGGUAUUGGGGAGGUGACUACUUAUGGCGAGGGGGUGGGGGAGGGUCUUGUAGAUGAUAUGGGGUUGAAAUAGAAAUUCUGGCCAGAGGUUUCCUAAGUCUUUGAUAUUUUGUAAUGAACCCCUCCCCCACAUUAAUCUUUCUAAAUCUCAAUGUAAGCCUGCUGUUUACCCUCAGGGAACAAGUGGUUUUCAAAAUUGAGCUCCUCCAAGGUCCUGGGCCAGCGCCCGCGUGCGCUGGCCAUCUCUGUGAUCUCGUGGCAUUGUUUCCCCAUAUGCAUUAUGACAGUAAGAAGUUCAGCCCCACCCUGUAUGAAAAGCACAGCCCAGUGCCCUAAUUUAGGCUUGUGUCGUUGCCUUUGAGGGCCUGGGGGGAGGUCCUAGGAGGUCCAUGCAAUUUAACUGAAGCUCAGGUGUGCAUUGGAUUUUGCUUCUAUUAGGCCACAACCCUUCAGAAUGAGUUUAGGGCAGGGGCUACGGAUCCGGCUCCAGAUUCAGGAAGCUGAGUCUCCACCGUUCCUUAAGUUGUCACUGGUCCCCCCUGGUGGUGUUGCCAAGGUCAAUCUUGUAGGUGUUUGGAUGUGCUCCUUUUUGCUGUCUUGUGAGUUGUAGCCAGUGCUCCAGAUGCCCAAGGGUGGGGCCUCUGGAAGGUCCAGCCCUCCCUGACCCCAGCGCCUUUCAGACUAAUGCAAUGAGAAGACUCUGCAAAUGGCCACCUGGCAGGACAGCAUGUGCCUCUUGGGCCUGGAUUCCACUGUUAGUGAGUGUAGGAAAAUACUGUGUCUUUAAUGGAUGAAAAUUCAAUGUAUGCUGUGAAUUUGUUGGUUUGAAACAUUGAAAAUUUUUCAUUAGACAAUGUUUACAUACCUCACCUGAAGAACCUUUGAGAGUGUAUAUAUGAAAUUUAAAAAUAUAUUAAGUUGCUUUAAACAGUAUGUAUAGCUAUAAAAGUUGGAGUUAUUUUAACUUUGAGUAUGUACCAAGUCUCUUAAAUACUGAAAUCUCAUAGACUUUCUGGCUUCUGUGUUUUGCUUUUCCUGUUGGACCACAUAGAUAACUGUGUUUUUGUUCUUGAUAAAUGGGGCCCACACCGAAGUCCAGGCUUGUAAGGAUUUUCUGGUUUGGAUUUGAGGGAAUGGGUGUGGAGCUAGAGGGUGUGGGGGAGGGAGUUCUCUAACAUUGAUAUCUGUGAGCUUUUUCAAGGCGCUUAUUUUAUUGCAGCAUAUUAAAGUUCUUUGAUAUUAAA